This is a messenger RNA of Ogataea polymorpha, 457 nucleotides long. RefSeq lists its product as uncharacterized. Lineage: Eukaryota; Fungi; Ascomycota; Pichiomycetes; Pichiales; Pichiaceae. The coding region runs from base 6 to 401 and encodes 131 amino acids. Gene Ontology annotation, biological process: cellular response to oxidative stress. Gene Ontology annotation, molecular function: glutathione disulfide oxidoreductase activity. The record is from RefSeq and is a predicted model, not a curated record. Gene Ontology annotation, cellular component: nucleus; cytoplasm. The transcript has a single exon.
UCAACAUGUUUACUAAUAUUUUGAUCGCAUUAUUUGCCAUCUAUUCAUUCAAGUUGCUGUUUCGAAGAUUUUUUUCUACUCCGAUGUCUAAGGAAGCUAUCGAAAAAGUUCAGAAACUCAUUGCUUCUCACAAGGUCUUCGUUGCCUCCAAGACCUACUGUCCAUACUGUUCGGCUGCCAAGAGGACUUUGAGCUCGAUCGUCAAAAACGACCUGUUUAUUAUAGAGCUCAACACCAUUGAAGAUGGUGACGAAAUGCAGGAUGCUCUUCAGGAGAUUACGGGACAAAGAACCGUGCCAAAUAUCUUCAUUGGCGGCGAGCACAUCGGAGGCAACUCCGAACUGCAAUCUCUGGGCGAAUCCAAGUUGAAGGAGAAGCUGAAAAAGGCUGGCGCUAUUUAGAUUGCCGUUGACUUUACAAUAUUCACAGUAUAUAGCUAGUUAUAUUAUAAUCUCCU